UUUGAUGUGAAAUUAUUAUUUAACCUCAAUCAGCUCCGUUUUAAAGCCCGUUAAAACAAGCGCCGUAGAGGCGAGCGGAGCUCUUCCGCGCAUGCGCACGAGUUCGCCGCCAUCUUCUGUUGGUUCCCUUUUGUCCGUGACCGGGGGAGAGGAGCCAGGCGGCUGCAUAUUAUUCACCGAAUUGCGGCCGGAGGAAUACAGCGAAACCUAAACACUGCGACGCAGUACCACAGCACAGUACUCCCCGGGUGUUUCCCUCCUCUCGGGGCUCGGUAUUUGAAAAGCACGACAAUGGACGACGAGCAGCCCAAGACGCUGUAUGUUGGGAACCUGUCCCGGGAUGUGACUGAGGCCCUCAUCCUGCAGCUCUUCAGCCAGAUCGGACCCUGCAAGAGCUGCAAAAUGAUAUCAGAUACUGCAGGCAAUGACCCAUACUGUUUUGUGGAGCUUUAUGAGCACAGACACGCCGCUGCUGCCCUGGCUGCCAUGAACGGCCGUAAGAUAAUGGGUAAGGAAGUCAAAGUGAACUGGGCCACGACUCCGAGCAAUCAGAAGAAAGACACGAGCAAUCACUUCCAUGUCUUUGUUGGAGACCUCAGCCCUGAAAUCACCACUGAGGACCUAAAAGCAGCCUUUGCGCCCUUUGGGAGAACAUCUGAUGCACGCGUGGUGAAAGACCCAGCAACUGGAAAAUCCAAGGGUUAUGGCUUUGUGUCUUUCUUCAACAAGUGGUGUCCUCCUGCCAGCUUCCGUCACCUUUUUUUGUUUGAUCUCUUCCUUUUAGAACAACUGAUGAGGCAGACAUUUUCCCCAUUUGGCCAAGUCCUGGAGAUUCGAGUUUUCCCGGAUAAAGGAUAUUCUUUUGUGAGGUUCAACUCUCAUGAGGCGGCGGCUCAUGCCAUCGUGUCUGUCAACGGGAGCUGCGUAGAGAACUACGUGGUGAAGUGCUCCUGGGGCAAGGAGACCGCGGACACGGCCAGCCCCCUGCACCAGGUCCCCGUGGCUCCGAACAAGGUGGGCUUUGCCGCCCAGCCCUACGGCCACUGGGGUCAGUGGUACAGUGGCACCCAGCAGAUCGGACAGUACGUGUCCAGCAGCUGGCCGGUACCCGCCUACGGGGUGUACGGACAGGCCUGGAACCAGCAGGGCUUCAAUCACCUGCAAGCAGGGGCCGGCUGGACAGGCAUGGGCACGGCGGUCAACAAUGGUGGUGUGGUGGAGCCGACCGCCGCUAUGAAUGGAAGCAUGCUCCCUAACCAGCUGAGCCUGGGGGCCGGCGGGUACCCCACCCACUGAUGGCUGUCUGCGAGGCCGCGGGCUGCCGCUCAAACUUGUAUAUAUCCAUAUUAAAGGACUGGUGAGGAGCUCAAAUCAGUUGUGAACCUGAAUUUUUCAUGACGCUUGGAUUGGGUGCUGUUGCCAGAUGUUUUUUUUUGGCCUUUCGAGGACUGGAGUCCAGGGAUUGGCUCACGAGAUGUUUGACCUGGUGUCAGACCAGCUGUACAGGGAGGGGGCUGUGCCAUUUUUAAUUCGCUGCUUAAUUAAGGGCAGCUGGCUUCUAGAGUAGUUCUUUUCUGGUGAUUUGUUCAGUGAUGUUUUUAAACACCCGCUCUUUUACCGAGUGAGUCUGAUCGGGUUGUAGGUGUCUGAUAUAUGACACCAGCCGGGUCCAAAGCCCGGCUCCCUCGAAUGUGGUCGGACUGAGGCGGCCGUGGGGCACAGUGCUGCCACCUAUCUUCAAGGCUGAUAAAUGUUAGUCAAAAUGUUCCGCAGUGUUCUGGCUGGAAGGCUGUGAGUUCAGUACAUAAAUAACCCAGCAUUGCCUCUUACAUCUAAGGCUGUAAAAAUUAUGGUGAACAUGCACACCUCAUUAUGAAAGCUUGCUUUGAGUCAUUAGCUUAAUAUAUGCUGUCAUUAGCAACACUGCUACAUGCUGAUCCUUUCAGAGUUAAGGACUGUACCACCUGCAGUUCUGCGGGGGGGGUGGGGGGGGGCGUGCUUACAUUGCUACGCGGUGCUAUACACUCAGACGGCAAAGCAGGUUGAAUCAUCUAGAUCAUUCUUUGUUUCUGAAGUAGCAUUAUUUAGUGUUUUGUAAAAUCCCUGAAUGGAUUAAAACUGCAGUGUUGCCCCUUCAUCGUUUUGUGGGGGGGCAGCGUUGGACAUGCCAACCUGUUGCCUUAUUUUGAGUUUUUAUGCUGUCUUUACAAAUAGGCGGUGCCUAUGGGUCUUUUAAAAACCUUCUUGAGGAUUCCUCGCCUUUUUGUGGUCCUUCGGGAUUGUAGCGCAUUCCUGUGUUUGGGUUGAGAUGCUCGACCUGCUUGUUUUUUUUAAAUUUCUUUUUUAUUUUGCCGUCAUAAAUGGAUAUGAUUUUCACAUUUUAUUUAACGUUGCUUUUUUUUGUAUGCAAAAAUUAGGCUGGACUGACUGGGUCAGUAAACAUGUGUUUGGUACUUUGAAGUGGCUUUUCAGUUGCUGUAAUUUGUGAAAUCUUCGUAAUAAAGGGGACACCUGAUGAUAUCA
Messenger RNA from Paramormyrops kingsleyae, 2523 nucleotides. NCBI's taxonomy places the organism in Eukaryota, Metazoa, Chordata, Actinopteri, Osteoglossiformes, Mormyridae. The record is from RefSeq and is a predicted model, not a curated record.